AUGGCCGCCGCCGGCUACCAGCUCGUCCCAAGCCGGGACAGCGAGGAGACCUGCGUGUCCGAGGGCGAUGCAAAGGCCGCUUUCAAGGAGCAGCAACUGCCCGUCCCUGUGUCCAUCGAGGGCACCGGUGUCAACUCUGCAACCCGCAGGAACCGCCGUUUCUUGCUGCUCAAGGCGGUCGUCUCCGUCCUUCUCCUGGGCUCUGCUGCUGUGGCCGCAUGCUGUGCCUACCGCAGCCCUUCCUUCCAGGCAGUCUGGACGGACAGACCCAUCACUCCGCACGUUGCAUCCUCAGCUGCUACUGACCAGAGCGUCAACUUCGGCGUCGGUAUCGGCGAUGUGACCGGCCCUGUGGUCGAAGUCAACAUGAUGGGAUACGCUUCCCUUCCGCAGACCAACACCGGACUCCACAUCCGCCUUCGCUCCCGCGCCUUCAUUGUCGGCUCGGCUCAGGCCGAAUCGCCGAGCUUCCACGCACGACUCGCGUCGCGAUUCAAGAGCUUCAUUCCGACCGCCGAUGGCGCAGCCGAUCGAUGGAUCUUCAUUAACUCGGACAUCUGCAUGGGCGACAGCGCGCUGCGCAAAGCCGUAGUCGACCGCCUCCGCCAAGAGCAUCCAGGCUUGUACGGAGAGCGCAACGUAGCCUUUGUUGGCACCCACUCGCACGCCGGACCUGGCGGGUUCAUGCAGGCACUGCUGCCCACGCUCACCUCCAAGGGCGUCAUCCUGCAGAACUUCGACGCCAUCGUCGAAGGAACCGUCCGUGCCGCUCUUCGUGCGCACGACGAUUAUCAGGCACGAAGCGACCGCAUCGCCCAAGGAGCAGGUGCCCGCCUCAGCUAUGGCAAGACGAGGCUUGAGGAUGCGCACAUCCAGCGCAGCCGCUAUGCGUACGAGCAGAAUCCGCAGCACGAGCGAGACCUGUACAACGACGAAGACCAGGAUCACGACUUUAGCCUGCUCAAGUUUGAGGAUCUUUCCCCGAAUGACGAGCAGCCUGCUUCGGCAGCUGGCUUUCUAUCUUGGUACGCCGUGCACGGCACAUCGCUGUACGAGAACAACACGCUCACCUCGGGCGACAACAAGGGGCUCGCGGCGCUGCUGUACGAGAGUGCUCAGCAGCCCGACCAGCUGCCGGGGCAGAACAGCUUUGUCGCCGGCUUCUCACAGGCUCUGGUGGGCGAUACGUCGCCCAACACCAAGGGUGCGUGGUGUGACGAUGGCUCGAAGUGCGAACACAAACACUCGACCUGCAGCAACAGCAAGGGCCAGGAUCGCGUGCAGACCUGUCAUGGUCGCGGGCCCGCCUGGGGUCACGACGAGUAUAUCGAGGUCAGCCCGACGGGCAGCUACGAUUUUGCGUCCAACGAGAUGAUUGCGCGCAAGCAGGUCGAUGCGGCCCGCAGCAUCAUGGAGCGCGAUCCCGAGGCCACAGGACAUGUGGAAGACGAGUAUGAGCGCACGACGAUGCUCACUGGGCCCGUCAAGAGCGUCAAGAUGAACGUCGAUAUGAGCCAGUAUACGGUCUACAGGCCGGAUGGUACGCGCGUCAAGACGUGUCCUGCGGCGCUUGGGUACGGCUUUGCGGGCGGCACGACCGAUGGACCCGGUGCAUUUGACUUUGUGCAGGGCAGCAACAAGACCGACCAUCACAACCCGUUCUGGGACGUGGUCAAGGGAUUCAUCAAGAACCCAGGCCCGGAGCAGAUCGAGUGUCAGGCUCCCAAGGCGGUUCUGCUCGACAUUGGCGAGAUCCACAAGCCGUACGACUGGGGACCGUCGGUGGUGGAAGUGCAGAUGCUGCGUGUUGGGCAGCUGUUCAUCCUCAUCGUUCCGGGAGAGUUUACGACCAUGGCCGGCAGGAGGUUGAAGCGCGCCGUGUCGGACGCGAUCGUGCGCGCGGGGUUGCUGCCGGAGGGGAUGGAGCCGAUCGUGCAGGUGAGCGGUCCUGCCUCGACGUACGGGCACUACGUCACGACGGAGGAGGAGUACAGCGUGCAGCGGUACGAAGGGGCGAGUACGCUGUUUGGGCCGCAUACGCUCGAGGCAUAUAUGGAUGUGUUUUCGCGUCGUCUGGUGCCUGCGCUGCGCGAAGGGGCGCGCGACCUGCCCGUGGGCCCUCAGCGCGCGUUUGACAUCCAGAAGGCGUGGAAGUUCAAGACGGGCGUGGUGUACGACAACCCGCCGAUCGGACACGCGUUUGGAGACGUGCUCGAACAGCCACUGCUGUCGUAUCCGAUCCCGAACCGUGCCAACGCUACGCUGUUCAACGACUCGCCGGUGGACGUGCGGGCUGCACCGUCGAACAUCAGCGUGACGUUUGUUGCGAGCAAUCCGCGCAACAACCUGCGUCUCGAAGGGACGUACUUUGAGGUGCAGCGCUACAGUGACCGUGGUGAGUGGGUCACUGAGCGUACGGAUGGACACCACUCGACCACGAUGCGUUGGACACGCACUAACGAGCUGCACGGAUCGUCUAAGAUCCAGAUCAGCUGGGCGGUGGAGGCGUGGACCCAACAGGGGCUGUAUAGGAUCGUGUACUAUGGCGAUCGAAAGGCUCCCUUCACCGGCAAGAUCUCGCCCUUCCAAGCUACGUCGGCCGAGUUCUACCUCGUCUAG
This is a messenger RNA of Moesziomyces antarcticus, 2619 nucleotides long. RefSeq names its product neutral/alkaline nonlysosomal ceramidase. The record is from RefSeq and is a predicted model, not a curated record. Gene Ontology annotation, molecular function: N-acylsphingosine amidohydrolase activity. Gene Ontology annotation, cellular component: extracellular region. The transcript has a single exon. Gene Ontology annotation, biological process: long-chain fatty acid biosynthetic process; ceramide catabolic process; sphingosine biosynthetic process. NCBI's taxonomy places the organism in Eukaryota, Fungi, Basidiomycota, Ustilaginomycetes, Ustilaginales, Ustilaginaceae. Bases 1 to 2619 code for a protein of 872 amino acids.